AUGCCCGCCGUCUUAUUACCAAGAACGGCAGCACCUUUCGCUGAACGUUCAGCACCGACAAUCGUUCUCGACACAGUUGUCAACCCAUGGUUAACACAGACAUUGAAGAGAGUCAACAAGCACAAGAGACCGUUGAACAGCGUUCCACAACACUUGAAAUGUCUGACAGAGAUUCUUUCUGGCCCAAAUGCGAUAUGGAACCUUUGCAGCCUUUGCGUUCCCAGGCUUCCUGAAGCACAGAUCGAACAUCAAUCAAACCCCAUUACCGAUGCUCUUCUUCGAUAUCAAUUCAUUCACCUACAAGCCUAUGUUGUUUCCAUCGACAUGGUUCAGAACCACCAGAUUGCCUUCAAGCUAACAAAAGAGUCAAUCAAGAGCUUGGUCGACUAUCACAAGGAUGUGUAUAUGGUUGACCAAGUUGCCAAUACAUGGCACUGGGCUGAGAAGGACGCAGCAGUGAAGAAGAUGCAUGAAGAAUUUGUCCAGAAGGUUAACAAGUACGUCUUCCAGACGGACAAGAUUGCUUUGGAAGGUAUUGAGGAUGACGGCGCCGGUGAACUCCUCUGCGGGCAGAGUGAGGAAGUCAGGAAUGCUAUCAGUGAAUGUUUCGGAACCCUGAUGCCACCUCCACCAAAGGUUCCUGAGCCUAGAGCACAAACACCAACACUCGCUAGCACUCCCGCUCCAAUGGGUUGGUGGCCACCUACUGCUCCCUCUGAUCAUCCAAUGGCUCCAGUCGAACCAUGGAAGGUUCUUCCGUCAAACAACCCAGCCCAAUUUACUCAGGGUAUGAACUCCAUGGCACCUGAGAACCUUCCUACGUGGAGUUUCGAUGGUCUCGAUGACGGUAACGCUCUUGCCUUUGGCACUGCUUUCAUGGAUGAUAACUCAGUAAUGGCCACCACUGGUGCCUAUACUGCCUCCUUGACAGCUUCGUCAGACUGGUGGUCGCCUCAAGGUUCCCCAGUUUCCCCGCACGAGCAAGCUGAGCACCUUCCCUUCAUGCCAACCACCACUGGUUAUGAAAUGCCCUCAUCCAUGCCAGCCAUGUUUUCCGCCCAGCCCUGCAGCACGGCUUUGAACUACGGCGGCUUCGGUUGGGAUAACUCCAACCGAUACAUGGACUUCGCCGCCAUAUGA
Molecule: messenger RNA, 1140 nt
Organism: Orbilia oligospora ATCC 24927
Lineage: Eukaryota; Fungi; Ascomycota; Orbiliomycetes; Orbiliales; Orbiliaceae
Exons: 1
Coding region: 1-1140 (379 amino acids)
Source: RefSeq, a predicted model, not a curated record